Anthostomella pinea is the source of this 1656-nucleotide messenger RNA. The record is from the annotation of a GenBank genome assembly. Lineage: Eukaryota; Fungi; Ascomycota; Sordariomycetes; Xylariales; Xylariaceae.
AUGCGGACCUUCCUCCCCCUCGCGACCAUAGCCGCCAGCGCCGCGGCAGCAGCCUCGAUAAGCCGUCGGUCCGACCCGACGGUCGACUUGGGCUAUGUGACACACCAAGGCCACAGCAACAGCCGCGGCGUCGACGAGUUCCUCGGUCUGCGCUUCGCAGCCCCACCACUGGGAGACCUCCGCUGGCGCGCCCCGGCGGACCCGGAGCCCGUCGCCGGUGUUCAGAACGCGACAGUCAAGCAGGCCGUCUGCGUGGGCCAGGACAAGUUGGUCGUCGCCGGCGUCACCGAGGAGGACUGUCUCUAUGUGAACAGCUACACGCCGUCCAAAGCGACGGCCAACCCCGACGCGAAGCUGCCCGUGUGGGUGUAUCUUCAGGGAGGCGGCUACCAGACUAAUUCUGGGGGCAACUAUAAUGGCACCGAGGUGAUUGUGCAGUCGGGGUACGAUAUCGUUCAUGUCAAUGUCAACUAUCGCGUGGCCCAGCUCGGGUUUCUCGGCGGUGUGGCUGUGGUCGAGGGUGGUGGCGAUUACAAUGUCGGGUUGCUGGAUCAGUGGAAGGCACUGGAGUGGGUUCAGGAGCAUAUUGAGCAGUUUGGCGGAGACCCAGACCAAGUCGUCCUCCACGGUCCCUCUGCCGGAGCCGGGGCCGUCAGUCACAUCAUGACUGCCUACGAUGGCGUUGACCACGGGUUGUUCGUGGGCACGAUUGGUGAUGCUUUCGCAUGGGGCGUGGGAGCCUAUCCCAACGACACGGACGCUCACUUCGCCAUGUUCUCAUCGCAGAUGGGAUGCGCGAACGCCACUGAUCAGAUGGCAUGUCUCCGUGCCACCGAUAUCAACAAGAUCCAGACAUUCGAUCGAAACGCAGCACCACCCGCAGGAGUGCCCACACCUAACAUGGCCAUGUGGUUCAGCCCGCUCAUCGACGGCGUCUUCGUCACCGGUCCCCAGCAGGACUCGUUCAGCCAGGGAAAAUUCGUCAAAGUCCCCAUGAUAACGGGCGACGCGACGAACGAGGGUAACACGUUCGCGCCAAACGCCAGCACCACCGAGGAGGUGACAGCACUCGCGCAACUGGAGUUUGUGAACCUGACAGACGCCCAGAUCGACACCAUCGUCGCCGCCUACGACCACCCGCGGCCGCUGCCCCAGCACGCGGCCUAUUUCUCCGUGGUGGCCGACAUACUCGGCGAGUUCGGCUUCAUCUGCCCCGUUAACAAGGUCAGCAUGGGCGUGGCGGCGCACCUAUCGCCCGAUCAGGUCUGGAACUACCGUUGGAACACGACCGAGCAGCUGGAGGUCGACAUGGGGUGGGAGGCGUGGCACACCAGCGACAUCAUCCCGUUCUUUGGCCCGGGCCAGGCGAGCGGUCCCGACGGGUAUGAGGAUCUCGACAUCGGGUAUUCGUUCUACCCGGGUGGCGAGAACGCGGCCAUCGUGCCGGUGCUGCAGCACUACCUUAUCAGCUUCAUCAAGAAUCUGGACCCCAAUGUGGAGCGCUACGCGGGCUCGCCUGAGUGGGAGAACUGGGGCGAGGGCUUGGGACAGCGGCUGCGGAUCCAGACGAAUGCUACGGCUAUGGAGGAGGUGCCGCAGGAUCAGGUCGAUCGGUGUAAUAUGUUUUGGGACCUCAACGAUAUCAUGAAGCAGUGA